CAGCUGUGAAGACAUUAGGAGAAUUAAAUUCACAGGCACGGGCUUUGAGAACCAUCAGGCUUCCUUAUGAGCCAUCAUACAGACAAAGUGCAAUUACUGGGAAAGGGAAUUAACAACUCGGCCUGGAAAGUGGGCAGCUGGGGCGACUGCUGAAGAUCUGCAUCCAUCUCACAGAGCACCAGGUGACGAGUGACAGGCUGUGGUGGUGGACAAAGCAUGGCUUUUACCAUGCUACGAUCUAUGCCUGCCCAUGUGAUUUAUCCGGAUCUUAGCAUGAUGUCGGAGGACGAGGAGAACAGGAGCGAGAGCGACACUUCGGAUCAAUACUACGGCUGCUAUGAAACUUCGGCAAAGAGGAGAAAGGUUCCUAGGAAGACUGGACAGGUGGUGGUGGUGAAGCAGAGGCAGGCGGCCAACGCCAGAGAAAGGGACAGGACACAAAGUGUUAACAGCGCCUUUACUGCCCUGCGCACCCUGAUACCCACUGAACCGGUGGAUAGAAAACUCUCCAAAAUAGAGACUCUGCGCUUGGCCUCCAGCUACAUCUCCCACCUGGCCAACGUGCUUCUACUAGGGGAAGGCUGCGAGGACGGACAGCCGUGCUUCAGUACAGUCUACAGGACCAGAGAUGAAGCGGAGGGCAAACUGCCGCGCAGCAUCUGCACCUUCUGCCUUAGCAACCAAAGAAAGGGGGCCACAAGAAGAGAACACACUGGGAACUGCCUGAAAGUGCGAGGGCUCAACACAUUACGUAUCCCCCAAAGAUGAUCCGUGCCUUCCCCUGAAUCACAAAGCGGAAAUGAAACAUUAUAGGGCCCUCUCAUUUCAUUUUCUAUGCAAAACAGAAGAUGGUUGAGAAGCCCCAGAGAUGGCAAGGAAAAGCCUUCAGAAGAUCAGUCAGAGCUGGUCACAUUUCUGGACGCCAACGUACUCAGGAUGUCCUAAAGAGGCGAUGGGCACAAUUUAACGCUGUGUUCGGUUGGCUUAUGAAGGGGGAGGGACGCACCAUCAUGGUGGCUUGGACAAUAAUCUUUGGGUGAUCAACCUUGAGAUCAGGACUGC
Bufo bufo (common toad) is the source of this 1062-nucleotide messenger RNA. RefSeq names its product transcription factor 15 (gene TCF15). The transcript has 2 exons. Bases 217 to 768 code for a protein of 183 amino acids. Gene Ontology annotation, biological process: regulation of transcription by RNA polymerase II; developmental process. Lineage: Eukaryota; Metazoa; Chordata; Amphibia; Anura; Bufonidae. Gene Ontology annotation, molecular function: RNA polymerase II transcription regulatory region sequence-specific DNA binding; protein dimerization activity; DNA-binding transcription factor activity, RNA polymerase II-specific. The record is from RefSeq and is a predicted model, not a curated record.